AGAAGUCCGCAACAGCCGUUGUAAUUUGUUUAAUUUGAUUUAACUUACUUUUCCCUGACAACCAACGACCACAACAAAAACAACACAUCAACUCCCCGGAAGACAACAGUCAACGCAAAGCAGAGCAGUGUCUCUUUAACUCGACAAAAUGCCUUCGCACUACCACAACCCUUCCCAAUCCUCUUUCCGCCCCUCCAUCCUCCCCACCUCCGCCUCAGCAUCCACCAGCGCUUCAUCCACAUCUACGACCAAAUCGCGCCAAUACACCCACCUCCACUCGCAACUGGCACAGCUGAACGCGCACCUCGCGGAUACGGAGAAUCUGCUGCGAAUGACGGCUGUGCAGGCGGAGGAUAUGCGGUUCUUGGGCGGGUAUGUUGGGGGGUUGUUUAUGGGGUCUGCGAAGGUGUUGGGGGAGGAGGGGGUUGUUAAGGAGGAGAGUCAAGUAGAAGGGGAGAGGAGGAUUAAGGAGGAGUCGGAGUCGUGAUUUGGUAUGGCAUGGUGAGGAUCUUACAUGGUAAG
This is a messenger RNA of Aspergillus glaucus CBS 516.65, 522 nucleotides long. RefSeq names its product DASH complex subunit HSK3 family protein. Gene Ontology annotation, biological process: attachment of spindle microtubules to kinetochore. The record is from RefSeq and is a predicted model, not a curated record. Gene Ontology annotation, cellular component: DASH complex. NCBI's taxonomy places the organism in Eukaryota, Fungi, Ascomycota, Eurotiomycetes, Eurotiales, Aspergillaceae. Bases 149 to 487 code for a protein of 112 amino acids. The transcript is spliced from 2 exons.